CAUAAAUAUAGGUCUUGCCUUGUAUCACAAUUAAAAGUGUUCAGACAAGAUGUGGGUAUUUUACUCAAUUUUAAUGGGAUAUUGUUUCCUAUUGCCCCGAGGGCAUGGAUCGGUGGACAAGGAGUUAUCCUUAGUUGUAAAAGGUCAACAGAAGUGUUCAAACGGAACAGAGGAGUGCCAUAGCAUUAAAGUACGGUCUGCGCUGCACAGUGGCUCAUUACACUUUGCAUAUAUACCUCACCACGUACACCCACCAUAUGGCUAUUGGUGUCCACCAGGAAAUCAUUGUCCUCCCUUUGUAAAGGAUCCUGGAGCAACAAACGUAUGGGGACCAGUACCGCCACCGGGGUCAGGAUCAUGGGUACCACCGGGAACGGGAUCUGAAGCACCGGGACAAUGUUGUCAGGGACAGGAAUCGGGAGCACAGAGACCGGGAUCAGGACCACCGACACAGGGAUCGGGAGCACAGAGACCGGGAUCAGGACCACCGACACAGGGAUCGGGAGCACAGAGACCGGGAUCAGGACCACCGACACAGGGAUCGGGAGCACAGAGACCGGGAUCAGGACCACCGGCACAGGGACCGGGACCACAGGGACAAUGGGGACCGGGACCACAGGGACAAUGGGGUCCGGGACCACAGGGACAAUGGGGACCGGGACCACAGGGACAAUGGGGACCGGCACCACCGGUAUCGGGAGCACCGGGAUCGGAAGCACCGGUAUCGGGAGCACCGGUAUCGGGAGCACCAGGAUCUGGAUCACCAGGACCGGGAACACCGGGAUCGAAAGUACCGGGAUCGAGCUCAACGGGAUCACCAAUCAAUAAAAUGAAUAAUACUCUUGAAGUUAAUCUGAAUAUUAAGAGAAAAAAGCCAGCUCAAGGCUAAGGUUCCUUAUUAUGCAUUGUUAUUGUAUUGUUCGAAGCUGAUGUGCUAUAUUUAACAAUAAUCAAUAAAAAUAAAGCAUAUUAAAAAUA
This is a messenger RNA of Drosophila kikkawai, 978 nucleotides long. RefSeq names its product S-antigen protein-like. NCBI's taxonomy places the organism in Eukaryota, Metazoa, Arthropoda, Insecta, Diptera, Drosophilidae. The record is from RefSeq and is a predicted model, not a curated record.